Lactuca saligna is the source of this 1407-nucleotide messenger RNA. The record is from the annotation of a GenBank genome assembly. NCBI's taxonomy places the organism in Eukaryota, Viridiplantae, Streptophyta, Magnoliopsida, Asterales, Asteraceae.
AUGACUCACAUAUGCGUGAUAUUGCUAUGGUUUGGUUCUACAAGAAGGGGCUUUGCAUGCUUUGGCAUCAUCGCAUCUGUCAUGCUUCCUCUCAAGCAUAUAUUAAUGAUCACAACUGAUAAAAAUAAUCGCAUGCUUCGUGCCAAAUUGACAGACCAUAUUAGUUUGGUUGGGAUGAUUGCUGGAAAAUAUAAGUUCAAAGAUGACCCGUUCCAAAUAAGCCUGUUAUUUUCAAACUUGGGCUUUGGACCCUCCCGAAUCAGACUCCAAGCAGCAAGCAUAGUCCAAAUUCUCCAAGAAAUAGGUCUCACACUCUCACUCUCUCCAUCGCCCAUCGCUAAGCGCCAUUCACCAAAAAUCAAAUAUAAUCAUGGGAAAGAUGAAAACCUUAGACUAUUUUUACAAAAUAAAGGUAGAUGAUAAAGAAACUAAUCAUCAAAAUGAAGAGAGUAAACGUCACAAAGCUUCAACAAGUGAGCCACAACCGCAAGAAACAGAAAAUCAACAAGAGAAUGAGCCACAAUUGCAAGAAAAGGAUAAACAACAACAGAACAAGCCACAACCACAAGAAAAGGAAAAUCCUAAUGAAGUUGAUUUGAAUAAUCUAGAAAGAGAUCCCGCUAAACGAAAGCAAAUGUGGGAUUAUCCGGUUAAUUUAAUAGAACAAGUGAGACGAGCUUAUCUGAAUUUAGGACCUUUCCAAAUAGAUCUUAAGGAGUAUCAAGGUAAAGGUUCAACAAAACAUCCUCGUAGAUUCAAAUAUUCUUGGUUCAACAUUUUCCCUAAUUGGCUAGAAUACUCUCCAACAACACGCGCUUCUUAUUGUUUUAUUUGUUAAAUAUUUAAUGAUAAACCAAGUGUGUGUCAUGGUUACAAUGCAUUUACUGUUAAAGGAUUUGACAAUUGGAAAAAAAGUUAAUUACGGGAAAAAUUGUGCGCUCUUGAAACAUAUUGGUUGCUCAGAACAUAGAAAUGUUGUUGCAUUUGCUGAAAACUUGAUGAACCAAGCAGCACACAUUGAAAAUAUCAUAGUGAAGCAAAAUGAAGCACAAAUAUUGAAGAAUCGUUUACGAUUAAAAGUGUUAAUUGACACAGUUCGUUGGUUGACCUUCCAAGAUUGUGCUUUACGAGGACAUGAUGAAACACCUGAUUCCAAAAAUCGUGGUAAUUUUCUCCAACUUCUAAAACUUCUAGCAUCGUAUAAUGAUGAAGUUGCAAACAUUGUAUUAGAGAAAGCUACUUAUAAUUCAAAGUAUACUUCUGGGGAAAUUCAAAAAUAAAUUCUUAGUAUUAUUGCAAAUAAAGUUCGAAAGCAUAUUCGUAGUGAAGUGGAGGAUUCAUACUUUUUUGUCAUGGUUGAUGAGUCACGGGAUGAGUCUCAAAAAGAGCAAAUGGCGAUAGUUUUGA